UUGGCUGCGCAGCAGUCGACUCCUCCCACUGACGUUUUCAGUCAACGUGGUUUUGUGCUUCGGUGGCGAUGGAAGGUGUGUUACUCAAAUGGACCAACUAUUUGUCUGGUUGGCAGCCCCGCUAUUUCGUCCUGGAUGGUACCGUCCUCUCGUACUACGAUUCCCAGGAUGACGUGGGGAAGGCCAGCAAAGGGAGCAUCAAGAUGGCCGUCUGCGAGAUCAAAGUGCAUGCCGCAGACAGCACCCGUCUGGAGCUGAUGAUCCCCGGAGAGCAGUAUUUUUACCUCCAGGCGCUGAACGCAGCGGAGAGGCAGAAGUGGCUGGUGGCUCUGGGCACUGCGAAGGCCUGCCUGGCUGACAGCAGGACCAAGAAGGAGAAAGAGCUGCGGGAUGCCAGCCAGACUCUGAAGGGGAAGAUGUCGGAGCUGCGGCUGUACUGUGACCUGCUGCUGGAGCAGGUGCAGCAGAUCCAGCAGGGGACAGAGGCCAGGGAGGGGGAGGGCUCCCCUCUCCCCGACACAGAGAGGAUGACUGAAGCCUCCUCGCUACUCAAGCAGACGUGCCAGCAGUUUGUGGGCGCCCUCGAGGACUGCAUGCGAAUCACCAGCAGCCGUGUGCCCCCAGAACUGUGCCAGCUCUCCCCGCCGGACUCCCCGGCAAUGAUGGUGUCACCAGAGCGGCUUCACGCCCGACGGAUGAGACGCUCAGUAAGUCACACAGGAGUGGUUACACCUGAAAGGGUCUCGACUGUACGGGAUGCCAGGGAGGGGCAGACCGUGAGGAGGAACCUGGAGGAAAUGGUGGCUCACCGCACCCACCGGAGACUGAGCCAGCGGUGCGAGAGCCAGGGGCUGCCAGACGCACUGACCGAGAGCCCAGCCGAAGCCAGCUUCCAGCCUGCGGACUCUCCACAAGGGGGCGACAUUGUGCAGAACGGAACGGAGCAGCCCCCCAAGACUCUGCAGUAGUUGGGGACGUUCCGAGCAUGAUCCGGGGGCGAUCCCUGCCGGCGUGGCUGCAGUGGGGAGAGCGGUGGGGGGUCGGGGUCAGUAAGGAGCUGGACCGAUUUGAAAGUUCUGAUCCACCGGCGGUCCGGUUCAGUCCAAUCUUGCUUGACUGGGUCGCGGAGCCUCCAGAUUUCAGCCGGGCCGAGUCGCUGCUUGUGCUUCAGCGAGCCUUCCAAAACCAAACCCUGCAAAGCAAUGCAAGACCAAAACAAAACUGGGCUUUACUGGUGCACCAUGCAGCCAUUGGAGGAGCUAAACUAAUGUACCAAAAAUAACUACGUUUUGUAAAACACUAUACAUUUUUUUUGUUGUUGUUUAAUUGUUAUAAUCCUAUUAUUUUACAUGAACCUGCCAUGGCAUUUUUACUACAGAAGGAAGCGUAGUAAAUGUCUCUAGUUUUGGAGAUGGGGCAGCUCAAGGGUGAGUUAAGUGGAUCUAUUAAUGUGCAUUAACGUCCUGUGCCCAUACACUGCAGUACACAAAGCUUCACUUCAGAGAACAUUGAGACAGUGGAUUGUGUCGAGUCUUGCAGUACCAGCAAUGACCACAGGAGGGCAGUGUUGUCUCUUUAAUGCAUCUGCUUCCUAGAACGCUGUGCAUGGACACUAAUGCGUCAUCCAGAACUAUUAAACACGCCAUAGUGAGAAAUUUCGAAAUAUAUAAACUAAAGCAGGGAUGGACAGAAGUCUCCUACUGCAGUGCAGUUUUUCCCAUUCCAGGUUUUAUUCCGUGUUUGAUUAACCACAGUGUGUAGGUAACAAGCUCAGUCUUAUUAAACUCCUAGCAAAACCAGGAAUGGAUCAAACCGCUAGGCAAUGGGGUGGCUUAAUCCCAUCCUUGUAAAGUGAAGCUUCUCGACUGGAAGUCUUUUUCAGUGUCUUGGUUUGAGAUGCUCUAAAUAUACCAUCCUAAUCCAUUCUAACACGUGAAGGCUUCUAGUGGAAACGCUGGUACUUGAAUGAAGGUUUGUUUUAGUAGUUCUAGAAAUACACCGGAAAAGAUCUCGCUGGCUACCCCGUUUGUAAGUCAGUAUUUAGAAAACCUUAAGAUUUUGUCACAACGUUUUUAUACCUACCAGCAUGAACACCUCUGGGUGUGAGAAUUUCAAUUUCAGGUCAGUAAUCGGUAGAAACAGUAGACACUCGCGUGUGAAAAUGUUAGACCGCUUUGUGCUUUUAAUUAUUAAACAAAUGCAUUUUGUCCUGUGUGGCUCUGUGUCCCUUUUCUCUUAGUUUUAUACCACGCUGUAUGUUGUGCAGUGAAGCGGGUCUCUGAA
Messenger RNA from Acipenser ruthenus (sterlet), 2283 nucleotides. Its product is annotated as pleckstrin homology domain-containing family A member 3-like. NCBI's taxonomy places the organism in Eukaryota, Metazoa, Chordata, Actinopteri, Acipenseriformes, Acipenseridae. The coding region runs from base 69 to 968 and encodes 299 amino acids. Gene Ontology annotation, cellular component: recycling endosome; trans-Golgi network; early endosome. The record is from RefSeq and is a predicted model, not a curated record. Gene Ontology annotation, biological process: endosome organization; retrograde transport, endosome to Golgi; receptor recycling. The transcript is spliced from 8 exons.